UUUCUGUGUGGAAGAAGCAGAUUUGCCAAAAUAAACAAUAAAUCAGUUUAUACAUUUAAGCACUAAUAUGAGUAAAGCAGAUGCACACUCUUCAAGCAUAACUCGUUUGAAGUAAUGGUGCUUCAUAUAACAUAAUCCGAGAAACAAGUGUUAAUGAUAAAUCCCCUGUGAUGUUGCAUUGGGAGCAGCACUUCUAGACAUUCUGGGUUAGACAACAUGUGUCAGGUCUCACUGUCAGAAAAAAUGGUUAAAAUCCAAUUAAUUGAAAAUUAAUCACACUUCAAAUUUUGCUGAGAAUUUGAUUACUCCCAAAAGAUCAAAAACUGGUUUUGCGUUAAAUGCGUUAAUAAUUGUAACAUUAUUUUUAACAGUAAUUAAUUAAUCUAAUUAAUGCCAGCCCUAUAUAAUAGUCACAUGGAAUUGAUGUUUAUGGCAUUGAAAUUCUGCAGCAAAGCGAUGAUAUCUUAGAUCAUUAUAUAGCACGGUUGGCGAACACGGUCCUGGAGAGCCUCCCCAGCGGGCACCUUGAUGUCAAUUUGACGUCAAAUAUUAGACAAGAUUUGAUCAAGAUGCUGCAAAACAUAAUUUCAAAGUCAGAUUAUACAUCAAGUCCUUCCAGUGGUUAAUUGGUGAAAAUAUUAGGUUCAUCCCAUACUGAAAUUGAUUAUGUAAGUAUAUGGGCCAACAUGUUUGACAUUGAGUUGACGUCAAAUCAACGUCGUGUUAUAGGCGUUCAGUUGAUGUCAUAUUGACAUCACAUUGAUAUCAAUGUAAAUAGCAAUUUUUUCUUCAAAAUGCAGCCAUUCGGCAUAUGUUUUGAAUCCUAUGUUGUUUGAUUUCUGCAUGAAAGUGGACUUCUGUAACUUCUGUGGUUAAAAACAUAUAAACAACAACAAAAAACUAUUUAUAAAAUAAACAUGUAGGCAUAAAUUACUGAUAAUGAAAGAAGUGAAUAUAUUAUAUUUUACCAAAAAUAUACUGUUUUUCUUAAUUACGAAAAAAAUAAAAAAAUAUGCAGCAUUUUUGCUGUAACCCCAUAUUAAGUAUGUGUACCCUUAUUUUUUUUAUAUACUUUAAAAUUAAAAAACAUUUGCCAUAAUUGAUAAUGAAAGUGUAAUACCAAGCAUAUACAGUAUUACAACUACAUGUUCAUUUAUGGAAAAUUUACAUUUUUCAUUAAAUUUUUCAUAGUGAACAGGCUACAUAUUUUAAAAUUAUUUAGAUUUUCUUGUCUUCAACUAAUAGAUGCAAUGCUAGGGUUCUUAAAAAAAAUCAUACUUAUUUUUCAGAAAUUCUAUUUUCUUUUAUAUUAUGAAAAAUGUAGGGCCUACAAUGCCCAUUCAUAUUCUCUAUUCCUAAUACCACCUGUAGAUGGCGCCUUUUUCACAUUCUCGGGUUGUUCUGCAGCUGAAGAAUGGACUACAAUUAAUUUAUUUAUUUUUGUGUGCAAUUUGAUGCAAACCUAGUAUGACAUAAUGUUAUACAUGUAUACACGGAAAAAAAGACAAGAAAAAAUAUUUGGAGGAUUUACGACGUUGAUGACCGUUGAAAUGCACGUCAUCACGUCUUGCGUACAACAUAGAGGCUAGUGGCAGUGCGCGCGCGGGCAAGUCGUCAAGUCGAAGCAGCUCGACAAGAUUGGCGCUUUUAGGCUGAGUAAUAAACAUCUCAUUAAAUAAAACAUAAUUGGGUAACUUUGAAAACUUAGAAGAUUGUGUUUUGGUUAAAUAUUUGACGUUGCAAUGAGUAUUUUGUUCUUUUUGGUGAAUUGAAAUUUCCCGCCAUUUGUGAAGGAUUCUGAGGUAACAGUUAACGUAAUUUAACAGAGUUAUUGUUUUUUUAAAAUGUCUAUUUUGAAAUGUCACGAGUACUGUUAGUUUUUCAAUUUUUGUUCGUACUAAUAAAAAUGCCCUAACGUUUGAAUCUCUUUCCCGAUACGAUUCGACAAAACGCAACAUAACCAAUUGUAAUUCAAAAUUGUGUCCACUAUAUGUGAAAUUAACAUGACGUACAUCAUUAUGUCUUUAUCAGUGCAGUUGAAUCGUCGAAUCGUCGUAUACUGUACACAACGAGUUCGCCAGUAACACAUUCAGAACGCGUUCAGAACGACGACUUGCACACGAAUGACUCAUUUGAACCACUUCAUUUAAGCUAUUGAACUUUUCAGUCACUAUAGGGAAUAUAAGAGAUCAUUGAAUCAUUUAAAAUGAACCACAGGGAAUGCAAGAUGUGAAUGAGCUUUGAUCAAUAGUAAGACGUAUUAAUUCAGUUGGCCAUUGUGGGCUGAAAAGUUAGUUGAAGAUGAUAAAAGCUUUAUUUGAUUAAAAAAAUAAUAAUAAUUCCUGUUUGGUUGAAUAAGUAAUGUUUUAUAUAACUUAAUAAUUGUCUUUUUCAUCAAAUUUUAUUAGAUAUAAUAAUAAUAAUAAGUUGAAGUCACUUUGGUUAAGCCACUUAAAGGUACGGUACAAGUCAAGAUCAGGAUGACACCACCUCCGCCUCAUAAUGUCUACUGUUAUUUCCCAUAAAACGCAACAAGCUAAACAGCACAGACAGUUAUCGCCAAAAUAAAAACACAUAAAACAAAGAUCCUAUGUGAUCAGCCUAUAGCCUAUGGGCUGUUUGGUGUAACAAUGGACCGAGUUCCACAUCUUUCCCCUCACCAAACACAUAAAUACGAUUACGAUUCUCAUGUAUUCGAUUCGAUUUCACAAUGCGGCUGCCACAGAUCUUAUAUUAUUUUAUGUGACUAAUUAUAUAUUGAUAUUUGAUAAUACAUGUACCAAAGUAAUGCAUGAGUCCCGCUCUUGACUUAGGGCAGAGCUACAUAGGCAGUGCGUUUUUAUUUUUUUAUUUUUUUUUAUGUAAAUUAUUUUUUUGUAAACACCAAAAAACAACAGCAAUAUAUCGAUGAAUGGCAUCAGAAAACCAGCAGUAGGUUAUAAUCGAUUAUGGUUUAGUACUGCUGAAGUGUCAAUGUCUGCAUUGCGAAGCAUCGUAAAAAUAUUUAUUUUAGCACCUCUAUAUGCUAAAUUUAAUUUAUCGUUUAAGUGUCUAUAGAUGGAUAAUACAACUAACGUAUUAAAAUACUAACAAGGAAGUAUCUGGUUUUGACUGAGGUUGAUGCAAAAAGUUCAGUAUAGAGUUUAUUUUUUAUUUUUUUGUCUGUUAAUUAAUGAUGGUAUUCCUUACUGCUGAAAUGCAUGAUAAUUUGUUUUAAUGUUUAAAAAUAUAACAAAGGCCCAUGCAUUGGCAUUAUUCCACAACAUCUUUGUAAAUAUAUGUAAAUGUUUUAGAGAUCCAUAUGGACUCCUCUUAUUUUGCAGCUACUUGUGACGCUAAAUAAUGGCAUACCACAGAAACUGGAGGAAACGUCAUGCUGAAGUGCUGUCUCUUGCAGAUGAUGAUUCAAAUAGCAGUGAUACAGAUGGGUUACUGAGGGCUCGGUUCAGUGAGGAUGAAACUGAUUCUUUGCCACCUUCAGCCGAUGGCAACAUUUCAGAUUAUGACUCUGAUGCGUUAGUGCUGUCUUCUGACACUGACUCUGAGGUUGCUGACUAUUUGUGUGAUGAUUCUGCAGAGGAAACUGCUCCUGAUCUGGGAGAGGAAAUUGCAGCAUGGGCAGCUACCAACAAAUGCAAGCGAUCUGGACUAAAUGAACUACUAGAUAUUCUAAGGCGCCAAGGACAUCGCCUCCCCAAGGAUGCCAGAACCCUGCUGAAAACCCCUAAAAGAGUGGAAGUAGUUGAUCUGUGUGGUGGUCAAUAUGCCUACUUUGGUAUUGCAUCAGGAGUACUGAAGGUUUUAUCCCAGAAUCCUGUUUUCCAUGAAGACCGAAUAGAUAUGUGCUUUAACAUUGAUGGCAUUCCAUUAUUUAAAUCAUCAAGUCUGCAAAUGUGGCCAAUCCUGUGCAGUUUCCAUGAUUUUGCACCCUUCAUUGUGGCACUCUAUUGUGGAAAAGCAAAACCGAGCCCAGUUAAAGAUUACCUCUCUGAUUUUCUACAGGAGUUGCAGCAACUUAUGCAAGAUGGCAUAGUCCAUGGAGAGAAAGCACUGCAAGUGACUGUAAAAUCCUUUGUUUGUGAUGCACCAGCUCGAUCAUUCCUGAAAUGCAUAAAGAAUCACAAUAGCUACUUCGCAUGUGAGCGCUGCACAGUUAAAGGCACCUAUGUGGGACGAGUUGUUCUUGGUGCUACAUCGCCUGGUGUUGUUGCAAGGUCUGAAGCAGAUUUCAGUAGACUUGCCUACAAAGACCAUCAAAUUGAGAAAUCCCCACUGACACUAGCUGGAAUUCCAUGUGUUCGGCCAUUUGCAUUGGACUACAUGCACUUGGUGUGUUUGGGUGUAGUUAGGAGAAUGCUUCACUACAUGCAGAGAGGACCCCACACAUGCAGACUGUCAUUUCAGCAAAGGAGUGACAUUUCAGUUAAACUAAAGGCAUUGAAUGGAGAACUACCUAGUGAGUUUGCACGGCAACCUAGGACUUUACUGGAAUUGGACAGAUGGAAGGCUACAGAACUUAGACAGUUUCUCCUUUAUACUGGACCAGUGGUUCUAAGAAAAGUGGUUUCACAUGCUGUAUACAAACACUUUCUUUCCUUGAUGGUUGCGGUGUCCGUCCUUUUGAAUUCGGAUGAUGCAGACCGUAAGGAACACUUAGACUAUGCUCGAGAGCUACUCAUGUACUAUGUGAAGAAGUGUGAGGCUAUAUAUGGAAACACCUUCGCUGUAUACAAUGUUCAUUCACUAAUUCACUUACCAGAUGAUGUGGAACACUUCAACUGUUCACUGAAUGGGAUUUCAUGCUUUCCAUUUGAGAACUACCUGCAGACUCUAAAGAAAAUGGUCAGACAAUCUCGCAAUCCUAUAGCCCAAGUUGCCAAGCGUCUAGCAGAAAUUGAAAAUUCUACAAAAUCUAGGCCUUUUACCAAAGAGAGCUUUACUCGCAUAUCCACAAGGCCAAGAGAUUGUUGUUUCAUCCUUCAGAACAAGGACUAUGUCUUUGUGAAGGAAAUGCAUGAAGAUGGCACCUUGGUUUGCGAUGUGCUACACCAAUGCAACACAGAGAGUUUCUUCACUGAUCCUUGUGAUUCUAAACUGCUCCACAUCGUCCGUGUUAGAGAUAUCAGCAGAACUAGACGUCGACUGAUCAGCAAACAGCAGUUGAUUCGUAAAGUUGUCUGUCUGCCAGCCAACCCUGGUGAAGCUGACACAGGAUUCAUUUUGUUCCCCAUGUUGCAUGAAAUAGAACGUAACUGAAUUGUACAUGAUGUGGGUCAGGGCGGUUUGGAAAGAGCCAAAUGGAGAGGAGGAGGGAGUCAUCCCCGAGGUUUGGGUGAAGGACAACAUGGUACACUGGCCACCAGGGGCUAAUGUAACUAAAGCAGCUAAAGAGAUGCGAAC
Molecule: messenger RNA, 5400 nt
Organism: Carassius auratus (goldfish)
Lineage: Eukaryota; Metazoa; Chordata; Actinopteri; Cypriniformes; Cyprinidae
Product: serine/arginine repetitive matrix protein 5-like
Exons: 2
Coding region: 3343-5256 (637 amino acids)
Source: RefSeq, a predicted model, not a curated record